This is a messenger RNA of Thelazia callipaeda (thelaziosis nematode), 498 nucleotides long. The record is from the annotation of a GenBank genome assembly. NCBI's taxonomy places the organism in Eukaryota, Metazoa, Nematoda, Chromadorea, Rhabditida, Thelaziidae.
AUGCGAUUAUCACUGGCAAGACUGAAAAUGCCGACGAAUACUAAAUUGUGGCAAGAUCCUGUACUGGGUUAUUUUGAAACACACGGAAAAAUGCGCUUCAUUGCAGGUGAAGAUUAUGGUAUUAGUGAUGAAGAGAAAAAGGCUGUAUUGUGGAGAUAUCGUUUAAAAGAGAUUUUGAAAAAGGAAUAUCUUCGACGUGAAUAUGAUCCUCAUACAUUCAAGUAUAAGGAAGGUGUUGUAAUUGAUCCAGCUGUGUUUCGUUGGUAUUCAGCUAAUGCAAUGCAGUACGAAUUUUUUCGAUAUACUCCGCGUUCUGUGUUUUUAUAUGCUGGCGGAUUUAUUUUUGUCUUCUAUGUCUUAGCGAGAAUAAUGUUUCAGUUUGAGGAUGCUGGACGUGAUAUGUGCCUGGAUGGUGAGUUGCUGUGGUGGGAUCGCAUGUACAACCGCCAGCUGAACAUAUGUGGCCACUAUCAUUUCAGUCCAACAUUCGCUAGUUAA